AUGCGAGUGGUGAGGUCAACGAGAAGAAAAAGGAAUGGAAGAAGAUGGAGCGAGGACGAAGGGAAGGUUAGGGCUACGCUGGCUGUGACAUACAUUUGGGAAGAAGAAGAAGAAGAGGGGGAGGAGGAGGGAGAGCAGAGCACGCUGUGGCUACUGGCGGGGCAAGGAGAACAUCAAGAGUUGACUAUGGAUGCUACUAGUGAAGUCUAUUCUGGUUCUAGAAAGCUUCAUGAGGAAGAAACUGCCGAAAUCCCAGAAACCGCCCAUCAGAUUAGCACAGAUUCAUGGUUUCAAGUGGGAUUUGUCCUCACCACCGGUAUCAACAGUGCGUAUGUGCUGGGAUACUCUGGAAAUGUAAUGAUUCCUCUGGGUUGGAUAGGCGGUGUAAUCGGUCUAAUUAUAGCCACUGCAAUAUCACUCUAUGCAAACGCUCUUAUUGCUAAGCUCCAUGAAUAUGGUGGGGUUAGGCACAUCAGAUACAGAGAUCUUGCAGGAUUUAUAUAUGGCAAGAAAGCUUAUUCACUUACAUGGGGAUUGCAAUAUGUCAAUCUUUUCAUGAUUAACACGGGAUUUAUCAUUUUGGCUGGUCAGGCCCUCAAGGCUGCGUAUGUUCUGUUCAAGGAUGACCACGCCCUGAAGCUCCCGCAUUUUAUUGCCAUUUCUGGCGUUGUUUGUGCAGUAUUUGCUAUAGGGAUACCACACUUGUCAGCUCUCAGGAUUUGGCUGGGGUUUUCAACAGUCUUCAGCUUGAUAUAUAUUGUUAUAGCAUUCGUCUUGUCACUUCAAGAUGGACUUCAAGCACCGGCCAGGAGUUAUGACAUCCCGGGGACAAAAAUAAGCAGAAUAUUUACCACAAUCGGAGCGGCUGCUAGCCUGGUCUUUGCAUUCAACACAGGAAUGCUACCAGAGAUACAGGCUACAGUGAGGAAACCAGUUGUUGAAAACAUGAUGAAGGCUCUGUACUUUCAGUUUACAGCUGGAGUUGUGCCACUGUAUGCCGUUUGUUUUGUAGGGUAUUGGGCAUAUGGAAAUAAAACAUCAUCUUAUUUGCUCAACAAUGUCAACGGGCCGAUUUGGGUGAAGGCAAUGGCCAAUAUUGCUGCCUUCCUGCAAACAGUCAUUGCUUUGCAUAUAUUUGCAAGUCCAAUGUAUGAGUAUCUGGACACAAAGUUUGGUAUUAAAGGAAGUCCACUGAAAAUUCAGAACUUGACAUUCAGAAUUACUGUUAGAGGUGGCUACUUAGCCAUUAACACACUGGUUUCAGCUCUUCUGCCAUUCCUUGGAGAUUUCAUGAGCCUCACAGGAGCCAUCAGCACAUUCCCUCUCACAUUUAUUCUUGCAAACCACAUGUACCUGGUGGCAAAGAAGGACAAACUAACUUCAGCGCAAAAGCUCUGGCAUUGGCUAAAUGUUUGUUUCUUUGCCCUUUUGGCCGUUGCAGCUUUAAUCUCAGCCUUGAGGCUCAUAGCAGUAGAUUCUAAAACUUACCAUGUAUUUGCUGAUCUAUGA
Molecule: messenger RNA, 1509 nt
Organism: Prunus armeniaca (apricot)
Lineage: Eukaryota; Viridiplantae; Streptophyta; Magnoliopsida; Rosales; Rosaceae
Source: the annotation of a GenBank genome assembly